GUCACCAGGCAUCAGGUCAUUUGGCUCGCCAGCGGGCACCGCGUCAACUGGCAAGGCAGUGGGCACCGAGUCACCAGGCACGACAGUGGUCACCGGGUCAUCUGGCGCUGGAUCGUCUGGCUCGACAGCGGGCAUCGGGUCACCAGGCAUGACAGCGGGCACUGGGUCAUCAGGCAUUGGAUCGUCUGGCUCGACAGCGGGCAUCGGGUCAUCAGGCACCAGGUCAUCUGGCGCUGGAUCGUCUGGCUCGACAGCGGGCAUCGGGUCACCAGGCAUGACCGCGGGCACUGGGUCAUCAGGCAUUGGAACAGGAAUGCAGGUAACAAGAUACAGGGGCCCAUAGAAAAACACACACCAAGGCACAGACUGCAGGUCUGGCCAUCCCUUAAAUACACCUCCGUAAUCAGCUUCAGGUGUUUGGCUGACUACAGGGUUGAG
Molecule: messenger RNA, 438 nt
Organism: Staurois parvus
Lineage: Eukaryota; Metazoa; Chordata; Amphibia; Anura; Ranidae
Source: the annotation of a GenBank genome assembly